UUUUGUCAGUUCCCAUUAGGAAUCAUUCUUAUAUAUAUACUUCUUUUCUUGCCCUUUUCAUUAUAUAUAUAUAUAUAUGUUUUUGAAGUAAAAGCUGGAGAUUUAAUUGGGAAAUGGAAGUGACAAAUAGAAUUGUGGUAACAAGAAAAGAGAUCGAUGAAUUCCCAGUUGAAUCAGAUUUUGAGGUGAGAUGUGAAGAUGUUGUCGUGUCGGUGAAAUCAGGAUGUGAUGACAUUAUCGUUAAAAACAUUUAUGUUUCGAUUGAUCCAUAUCAAAUCAACCGUAUGAAGAGCUUUAGCUCUUCCCACAAAACUUCUUCUUUUGCAGCUCCCAUCAUCCCUACCCAGCCCAUCGAUGCUUUCGGAAUGGGAGAAGUAUUGGCCUCAGGGAACCCUGAUUUUAAGGAGGGGGACUUGGUGAUAGGGCUUAUACAUUGGGCUGAAUACAGCAUAGUCAAAGCUCAAACCAACCUGCUUAGAAAAUUGGACACUCUGGAAUUUCCAUUGACUCACCACAUUGGAAUUUUGGGAUUUAGUGGGUUGACAGCAUAUGCUGGUUUGUUCGAAGUAGCAAAGAUUAAGGAAGGGGAGACAGUAUUUGUGUCUGCUGCUUCUGGCUCUGUUGGGAGUUUGGUUGGACAGUUAGCAAAGUUGCAUGGCUGCUAUGUUGUUGGUUGUGCUGGUUCUGAUCAAAAGGUGGCUUUGCUUAAAGAGAAGCUUGGAUUUGAUGAUGCAUUCAAUUAUAAGCAAGAAAAGGAUUUGACAUCAACCUUAGAGAGGUACUUCCCAGAUGGGAUUGAUGUUUAUUUUGACAAUGUGGGAGCUGAAAUGCUAGAAGCAGCCAUAGCCAACAUGAAGUCAUUUGGAAGAGUGGCUCUUUGUGGUGUUAUUUCUGAAUACACCAAUUCCAAAAGGGCUGUACCAAGCAUGCUUGAUUUGGUCUACAAAAGAAUCAAAGUCCAAGGCUUUUUAACUGGAGAUUUUUUAAAUGUGUAUCCAGAUUUCAUCUCUAAAGUUUCUCAUUACAUUCAUUCUGGCAAGAUUGAGAUACUUGAAGACAUAUCAGUUGGGGUUGAGUCUAUUCCUUCUGCUUUCAUUGGGCUGUUUAAAGGUGAUAAUAUUGGAAAGAAAAUGGUCAAACUUGUAGAGUGAUCAAGAGUUCACAAAAGAAGAAAGGGUAAAGGAAUUGGUUUGCAAUAGUUUUCUUUUUAUUAUUAUGUGUUAGUUCUCUUCUCUUUUUUGAUGUUUGUAAUCAAAGCAAUGAUCAACCUGCUGGUUUGGUUUUAUUGGAAGCAUAUCAAUAAAAAUGUUGCCUAAUUUCUUAGAAAA
This is a messenger RNA of Benincasa hispida (wax gourd), 1328 nucleotides long. Its product is annotated as NADPH-dependent oxidoreductase 2-alkenal reductase-like. Lineage: Eukaryota; Viridiplantae; Streptophyta; Magnoliopsida; Cucurbitales; Cucurbitaceae. The record is from RefSeq and is a predicted model, not a curated record. Gene Ontology annotation, molecular function: oxidoreductase activity, acting on the CH-CH group of donors, NAD or NADP as acceptor.